UAGAAGAAGAAGAAAACGAGGACGAAGAGCGUCUGUCUGGAUAACAAGUGCCCGUGCUUCCAGAUUGGCCGAGCUUUCCUGUUUCCCUCGCACGUUCACUCCCUAUACAUUCCUUUCUGUCGUCGCCGAAACAUAGACAAUCCAACAACAUACGUACCAGCAUCAAACAUUCGAGGAAGCGCCAUCUACUAGCGAGGGACCUAUCAUGUUCCAAAAUACUGCUCAGCAAAGCUCCCUCUUUGGAGGUGCAGCGGCUGAUCAAUCAGCAAAACGAAGUCUAUUCGAUCUUGGAGGUUCACAAGCCCAAACGCAGCAGCAGCAGCAACCACAAAAAUCUACUCCAUUCGGGACCUUCUCAUCGACCCUAUCCAACACGCCGACUCUGAUCGGCCAGCCAGCAAGUGCUCCCUCCUUCGGCCAAAGCACCACACAAGGCAAUCUGGGCUCUUCGCUUUUUGCGAAUCAGCCAGGUGCGCAAGCCCAGGCGCAAGCGCAGCCACAGGCACAGCCAGCGAUACAGUCCAUUUCCGCUUCUCAGUCUACACAACCCGCGUACUUUAGUAGCUUGUUGGAGCGUGGUAAGAAACGCCCACAUCCAUCUAUCGGAGAUGUUGCUUCCGCCGACCUUCCUAAUCUCCAGCUUGGUUUGGAUGAUAUUCGGAGAGCUGCGCGGGGUUUGGGGGCGGCCGGUGAGCGCGGAGGACAGGGGCCUAAACGUGCUGAUAAUAAAGCACAUUACUCUCUGGCUGCCUCCGGUAUCUCCCCGGGCCAAGUUUUGCAGGAUCUAAAAAUGUUGGGUAACCAAACCACGGCGAGCAGCCCGUUCAAGCAUACCGAUAAGUUCGAUCCCGACAAUCAAAAGUUCCUACGACAAGUUCAGCAGCGUGGGAGGGAGGCGAUAGUUGCUGAAAGUCUUGCUCGUGUCCGUAAGGACUUUGACGCGUUUCUCGAGGAGAAAGUGAACGUCAAUUGGGACGAGCAGCGUCAAAAAAUCUAUGAACACUUUGGUUUGACGACCAGAGAUGAUUCUGCGCGGGGGAAAUCUGAUUCUUCCCGCGGCGCCUUCGGGAAAUCAGCAACGCUGGGACGGUCCGCUGGAGGACCAGGAGUGCCGCGGAGUGGAGAAGCGAGUGGCAGGCGCAGCGUAUUUGGUCGAUCAGCGUUGGGGAAAUCUGUCAUUGGGUCUCCUUCAAUUAGUGGGCGUGCUCCCCAGUCUCUUUCUGAUUCUGUUAUGCGGAGCGAAGGGGCUGCCGGUAUGGCGUCCGCUGAUUCUCGUUUCCUGAGGGAAAAAAUUCGGCACUUUGCGACGAACGUUCAGGCACUCAAUGAAGCAAGACUUCAAGAAAGGGUGUUCCCAAUUCUACACCAAUUUGCAGAAACUGAGCGGGUCGCUGGAGGGGAUGUUCCACGGCAAUUAAUUGAAGCUUAUCAUGCGUUGAUCAGCAUGGUAAAUGAAAGUCCAAACUCCACUAGCCUUUCAGAGCCCGGUGUACUCAAGGAACGCCAAUUUGCGGACGACUACCUAGAUGAUACUUUCCACUCCGUUGGAGCGACGAGGAUGAGAAAGAGAAUUAUUGAAGGGUCCAGAAAGUUUUUGGAACAGUUGUUUUACAAAGAAGUCGAAACUAUUAUUGCAAAGAACCCCCGCGAAGCCCAGCUUGGUGGAGUCCCUUCUAUAACCAACAAGAUUCGCGCCUACAUUCGCCUUCGUGCCGCACGUAAGGACCUUGCCCCUGAUGGCAUGGAACUCCAAAUGGUAGGCCAGGAUUACUGCUGGAUCCUCAUCUUUUAUCUCCUCAGAUGUGGCUUUGUUAAGGAAGCAGCGGAAUAUGUGAGCCAGGAUCCGGGAUUCCGGUCCCUUGAUCACAAGUUUGUUACCUACAUGACAACCUAUGCCCAGAGCAGAAGACUUCCUAGAGACCUUCAGCAGAAAAUCAAUGGAGAGUAUCAGCAGCGCUUACGCAAUGCCCCGGAGAAUACCGUCGACCCAUAUCGCAUGGCAUGUUAUAAAAUCAUUGGUCGCUGUGACCUGAGCCAACGUCGGUUUGACAGUAUCGGGCAGGGUGUAGAGGAUUGGAUGUGGCUACAGUUCGUUUUCGCCAGGGAAGAUAGCCGAACCGAAGAAGUGGCUGGAGAACUCUUUGGACUGGAGGAAAUUCAGAGCGAUAUCACGGAAAUUGGGCAGCGGGUGUUUGGAAAGGGUCAGGAUGGUCCGGGCGGCUAUGGGACUUUCUUCCUCCUCCAGAUCCUCGGAGGCAUGUUCGAACAGGCCAUAGCGUGUCUUGCGGAUCACGCGCCGAUCAGUGCUGUGCAUUUCGCAAUUGCUCUGGAUUUCUAUGGACUACUCCGCGUUUCCGACUUUUACACGUCAGGCGACGAACUUUUGACCUUUAGCACGAAGCAAGCUCCUCAGAUCAACUUCGCAUCACUCAUUACGCAGUACACUCGCGAAUUCCGCACCGGAUAUGUUGAAGCUGCAGUCGAUUAUUUUACCCUUAUAUGCCUGAAUGCGGAUCUUCCGGGAGAGCUUGGCAAAUCACAAGCCUCAGUCUGCCAUGAAGCACUGAGGGAAUUCAUUUUGGAGACUCGAGACUUCGCCAUUCUGCUAGGAGAUAUUCGCAGCGACGGCAACCGAAUCAAGGGCGUAAUCGAACGGCGGCUCAAGCUCAUCAAACUUAUCGACCAGGAGGAAUUCUUAAAGACCAUCACUGUUCAAGCAGCAGCGGUGGCUGAUGAUAAGGGACUCAUUGCAGAUGCCGUUCUAUUAUACCACCUGGCGGAAGAAUACGACAAUGUUAUCUCUAUCAUCAACCGCGCCCUUGCGGAUGCCGUCGCGGUGGAUUUGGGUGACUCAGCAAAGAAGCUGCAGCCCUUAAAACCACGAACCACACCGGACAGCCAGGGACAGCCACAGCAGCAGCCCCAACAAGCAGGUGCCCCCACUGAACAAGGAAGCAGCCUUAGUCUCACGGCGGUUGACGAUCCGGUUGUCCUCGCUAAGAACAUGAUUGGCCUCUAUAAUACCAACGCGCUUUACUAUCAGAAAAUACAUCAGAUCAACCGGGAUGCAUGUGGUUUGUUGCUGCGCACGAUGGAAGCAAAGGCGAACGUUGAAGCUGGGAAAUGGGCUCAGGCACUAGAUGAUAUAAACAAUCUCCAAAUACUGCCAUUGCGAGCUCAGGGCUCGGUCCCAUACAUUCGUAGUGCCGCACAGGCAUUCCCAUCCCUUCCCCCGGUCAUCUCUAGAAAUGCCGGCCAGCUAAUUAUGUGGAGUAUGAUGUGCAUCGGUCGCGAACGAGAAAGACUUCAACAAGGAGCCUAUGCGAAUGACAUGAGACAGAGCUUGGCGGAUGAGCUUCUCGUGAUGGCGAAAGACUUAAUGGUUUUCGCAGGUAUGAUCAAGUACAAGUUGCCGCCGCGGGUCUAUGAGAUGCUAGCUAAAGCGGGUGGAGAGAUUGGGUUGUAAUGAUGUUCUGAGUAUUUGUUUGACGUGCUGGGUAGAAAGCGCUUCUUAUAUCCUCUUCUUUUAAAUGCAGCUUUUUAUUUUGACAUUAUUUUUGUUCGAUAUAUUAUCUGUUUAUGUUUGUUUCGUACCCAGGAAAGGUGAUUGGCCCUGCCUGGCCUUGGAGAUGGAUAUACCUAUACCCAUUUAAACAUACUAGGAAGAAAUAGAACAAUGAUGUCGUAUUCCUAUUUCUCACAUUUGAAGCAAUUGAUUUUAAUGUGCAGAAUAUUUAAUCUAGCCCAAGCUUUGUCCUGCGGCAGAUCGAACUCUGGGGAUAUGAACAGUCUUCGGAGGUGAAUAAAAAGCAAUACACUAUAGCCUGGUAAUUUUACAUCCACCCAAUCGAG
This is a messenger RNA of Blastomyces dermatitidis ER-3, 3852 nucleotides long. RefSeq names its product nuclear pore protein. Bases 206 to 3466 code for a protein of 1086 amino acids. The record is from RefSeq and is a predicted model, not a curated record. Gene Ontology annotation, cellular component: nuclear pore. Gene Ontology annotation, molecular function: structural constituent of nuclear pore. Gene Ontology annotation, biological process: protein import into nucleus; poly(A)+ mRNA export from nucleus. The transcript is spliced from 5 exons. Lineage: Eukaryota; Fungi; Ascomycota; Eurotiomycetes; Onygenales; Ajellomycetaceae.